UCAUUCUGAUCCGGGAAAAGCUCAUGAAAAAUAGCAAUCGUUGUGCGUGGCUCAAAGCAAGGGGGCAGGGAGAUGAGAUGAGUAGGCACCUCGGUGUAACAGCACUUCCAUUUGUAAUGUUUCAUCCGCGGUUUAUCACACGGUCUGACAGCGGCACUACCACAUCAAACAGAGGAGCGCAGACACACUCACAUGCUAAUAUGGAGGGGUUUCUGUAUUGUAUAAUUUACAUUCAAAUUUACUAAACUAAAAGAUAGGUAUAGUUUAAACGUACUGGCUACACGCUCGGGGGAUAAAUGAUUCGCACUCGCUCCUGCUUUUCGCAAUUUUCUGCGCGUACAACUAUAUCACGAAGUUGAAACAGUCCGCUCCUCCCAAACUUUACAAGCCCUUGCAGCUUUCCUGCACACAGAUAGCUGUGCUCUGAUUGCUGCGAAGGGAGAAGAAGAGUGCGUUUACCUUUAGCAUUUUUUAAAGGAAAUACUGUUUUUUUUACCCCCUUGAGUCAUGUAUUUCACCCUGUAAUGUCAGGAGAACAGGAGAAAGACACCAUCUCUCUUAAAAGAAAUAGAGGUGGAGAUGGAGGGUUGGACGGCUUAGGAGGGCCAGGAGGGCCAGGCACACUUCUGGGGAGCCCUGAUAAGAAAAAACGCAAGUCAAACACCCAGGCUUCUUCAUUUGCACCUCUUUCUGAAUAUGCUCCACCACCAAACCCAAGUGCCGAACACUUAGUAGCUGCAAACCCCUUUGAUGACAACUACAAUACCCCGUCGUACAAGCCGCUGCCUUCUGGAAACCCUUACUUUGGUCACCCUCAUUACCCAGGUUUCGGUGGAUAUGGCCCUCACAGGAUGCCGCCCCAUAUGUCUCCCAGGAUGCCCUCUGCUUAUGGAGGUCCCUACCCAAUGCGAAAUCAGCUCCACCCAUUUGCUCAAAACCAAAUGGGCAUGGGCUUUAACCGACCUCCGGGCUUUAACUAUGGGCAUCAUGAGAGUCCCGGUUACGGAAAUCACCCGGUGUUCAACAACAAUAUGCCCCUACCACCUAAUCAGCCUUUUAGGCCUGGGCCAGGAGACCACUUCAGCCAAAUGCCCCCACACAGUAUGAACCAGAACUCCGACAUGGGCCCGAACUUUGGGCAAGAAGGUAACUCAAAUAUCAAUCCACCAAUGGCACCUAACAUGGAUGCAAGUCCUGGUUUUAUGCAGCCACAGAAUAACUUCAACCAGACAAGUGCUCCUAUGCCAAAACAAGACUUUAGCGAAGCCACAAGUAAAAGCGUCUCUCAAAACCCGGCCCCGUGUAAGCAAAGUCAGAAUCCCGAGGACAAUGUUUGUCAGGACAACAGUGCUGACCUGAAGACGAUCAGCAGGAGUGCUCCUGCAAAUCAAGACGGCAGUCAUUCGAACACUCUGGACAAGCUGAACGGCAUGCACCCCAAUAACGACGCUCAGAAGAACCCUACGCAGCCCUGCGGGGCUGUGGAACAGGCACCCCCGAAGAGGAGCAGCAGUGGCAGUAGCAGCAAUAAAGCAGCUGUUCUCCUCAACAGGCCGGGCCACUCAUCCACUGAUCCCGUUUAUCCCUGCGGAAUCUGUAUGAAUGAAGUCAACGACGACCAGGAAGCCAUCUUGUGUGAGGCUUCCUGUCAGAAAUGGUUCCACAGGGUUUGCACGGGCAUGACAGAGACAGCCUACAAUCUUCUGACUGCUGAGGUGUCCGCAGUGUGGGGGUGUGAUACCUGCAUGGAAGGCAAAGGUGUCCCCCUGAUGAGAACCAGAGAGCUAGUGGGACAGCAGUCGGUUAACGCCGAGGGAUAACAGCGGCCAUGAUCCCGUUGGAAAACCCUGAAUGGGGUUCUCUUCUCCUAAUGGUUACGGCAGUGUUUUGAUAACCAGGAGCUGAUGGUCGUCUUUGAUGAACAUAAAGUGAAUAAAAUCACAUUACAGUAUUGGUAUAACAGGGUAAGGAGUUCUGAAUAAAAGUGUGAUUAGAACAUCUUGUUUUUUCAUUUUGGUUGUGGCGGCUCCUGGAGGUGGGUAAGCAAGCAGUUGAACAUUUUUUAUGCCUCUUUGCACUAAAAACAAAUCACAAAAAAGGUGUGGUUGUGUCACGUUGCAUUUCAAAAAUGUAAAAGUGACCAAAGCUUUAGGUGCAUAAGGGAUAUAAUUAAUAAUGCAUAAAGAGCUAAGGACUAAAAGCAGGCAUUUUUGCAACUUGUCCUACAAAGGUACUUAAAUGCAAAUGAUUAGUUGUGCAAUGAGCUAGUUAUAAAUUGCAUUUGAUUCUUAAAUAAAGUCACCUGUUAAUGUCAAAUUUCAGUUUAGCCGUGCAAUAUAAUCCAGGCUAUUUCAAAAUUUUCAGCACGCCUCUAACAUACAGCACAUGAAGCGCACAUUAGACUAUUAUAAAUUGUCAGUAGCAUUUGAUCUCCCUUCAGUAUAAGACACUUGAGACUGAAUUUGUCCAUUUGCUUGUCCAAGUGAAGCAAAGCAAGGCAGUUAAAUAUAAUAAGAAAAGCUGUACUCAAUAAUCUUAGUACUUCAAAAGCAGUAAGCAAAUUAUAACUACUGUACAUAGAGCAAAGAUACACAUGUACAAAAUGGUCUACAGCCCUUUAAUGUAGCAAGAAUGAUACACUCCAUUUAACUGAGGUGUAGUCCUGUAGUUUGGAUACUGAACAGAUGCCCCAUAAAGAGGUACAGAGUGUAGAAGAGACACUUGUUCCUUCUGCCCUUCUGGUUGUAGAAUUACUGCUCUGGACUGUUUUGAAUAAUAACAACCAGUGUUUAAUAAAGGAUGUUAACCAAAGUGAAUAUUAAAUCAUACAAUAAAUUGUGAUUUAUACCUAAGUUCCUCCUCUAGGUUCACAAUCUGUUUUCUUCUUUCAAAAACUAAGACUCAGAAAAUCCUUGCCAAUUUAGACCUGCAGCAUGAUGAACUUUUCCAAUGGUUUUCAAAAGCAGAGUCAGUUCCACAUCAAGUCCACUUCAGCUGAGAAAAGGCAACAAGGGAGUGCUAAAUUGCUAAAUUGGAUUUUGUGACUGCUGCUGGAGGCCAGUUUCCUAUAAUAAACAGUAAAAGAAAAGUAAUAUGUGAAGUUAAAUGCCAUCACAGUUUAAUGAACAGGCUUUGAGUAUUCCAAAACUCAUUUCUGAUUUAUGUCUCCAUGUACUUCAUUGUUUGCCAUUUCAGUAUGACCUUGUCAUCUGUGAAUGAAAAGAGCAUUGUCUCACAUAUUGGACAAUGACAUUUAAGUAAAUGUGUUCUAGCAGUGUAUUAUCUUGAUUAUGUUGUGUAGCAAGUUGAUGAAUUUCCUAUUUUGAAGAUUAAAUGUUUUGGUGAAUAAAAGUGAUAUUUUUUUACAGUAAAUAUUGUGGCACUAGUACAAUUUGUUUUUGGAAUUAGAAAUCAGAGGAGGUAAUUAUGAUGUUGUGUAUAAUUUUGCAUCUCUCCAAGUCUAAGAACACUAUGUUUUUUUUUUAUUUCAGAAAAGCAUUUGAAAUUGCAAUAAAAUGUUUCGGGUGAGAGAGAAUGGUUUGUGCACAAUAUUGUGUUUUGUGGUGUUUUUCCACUAUUUGUACUUGUUCCUUACAGUAUAUUUGAGUACUGGUUAUGUUACCAGUAUGUGCUGAAACAAGAAAUGGAAAAUUCUAAUUGCAUUUUUUGUUUGUUUUUUUAAUCUGUUGGAAUAUGAUCUAUUGGGACUGUUUUGUUUGCUUAUGUACUGCUAACCUGUGCAAUUGAGUCAAAUGCUUAGCAUGUACAUAAAAUAUUUUAAAUUGUUCCACAUUGGUGACAUUAUGUAUGCUUACAUUUUUUAUAAAUAGCAGAAAUGCCAAAUGUAGGGAGUAAAAGGGUAAAUGUGUGUCAUUCAAAUUGAAAUAUAAUUUAAUUUCCUGUUCAGCAAUUCAAUUCAUGUGAACUAAAUUACUGUGUAAUUCAAAAAUAUUUAAAUAUUUUAUGAUUUUAAUAUACUAAGGUUUGAUUUAUUUGAUGUGAGGGGGGCUAUUGAGUUGAUGUACAGUACACUGUGGCUGAUAAAAUGUUACCAGCAUUGAAAUGUGUGAGUAUAUAUAGACAUGGUUGUUCUCAGGAUUAGUGUUGGAGAGAGCAUUUAAAACAGACAUUCUCUAUGCAUUUAUACAGUAUACUGUACCUAGUACCACACACCAGACACAGCUGUGGAAUACUUUUUUGUAUUGGAGCUCUUUUAUGUGAUUGCAGUAAGGUUUCUGUAGACCUCUGUUCUUGGUAAAUGAUUAUUAAACCCUUCAGACAGAGUGGUUUGACACUGAAAAUAGUUUUUUUUUUUGCUUGGGUGGUGACCUGGAAAAUACUUGUUUUAUGGGCCUAAGAUUUGGUGCUGGUAUUUACAGAAACGAAAGGAGACCAUUAACUUGUUAUGCUAAUUAAUACCAGAAACAAAUAACACCUUGCAACCAUUGUUGCAUUUCAACCGCAGGCAUUAAACAGCCCCUUUUGUUUAUGUUACCAACUGAAUAGACUACUGCACAUCUUUCAGGGUAAUCUGAGUUGAAAACAGACAUAUAUUUGGUUUUACAUCAUAUCGACUAUUAUAAAAUUUAUUUUGAAAUAUUGUAGCUGAAUGCUCUGUAUUCCGGAUGCUUUGGUGAGGCAGUUAAUUUUAGAUAAAGAUGGUUAUUACCCUGUCCCAUGCCACGCCAAGAGAACAGGUUCAAUACAAUUUACUAAAGAAAUGACAUAAAAGGAAAGCUUUAGUUUAUGUUUUUUCUACAUUAGGUGAAGUUAAUGUUAGAUACAUUUACCCAUCAUUAAACAUGUCAGGUUUAAAAUAGAAUAAUACCAAUACUGUCUGAUUACUCAAGCAAAGAAGACACAGAAAAUGGUCUUUUUUGUGUUUUUUUCCUGUUUUUUUUAAGCACUAUUAUACAAUAAAAGCUAGACAGGGCUAUAAUUGUUAUUGCACACUGCUUUCUAAAGAGAAUUUAUCUUUGAAAUUUGAAUGUUUAAUCUUGAGUACUGUUGGCAUUUUUUUCGGUACAUAUUUACACUAGAUGACUGUUGACACCAGAUGCCUUAAAUGUGCUGGUUUGUAUAUUAAUGAGACUGUGUUGCUGCAUCAAGGUAAAUAUGUAGCUUUCUGAGUUUCUGAGGGAUGUUAAUUCUUCUACUCCUUCUGCAGCUGUGUCUGCUAUCUUCUACUUUUGCCUGCUACAUUGCUGUUUAAUGAUGUUUGGUACAACUUACAUGGCAUUUUAGAAACGUGCUAGAUUUAAUGAUAAUGUGCAAAUAAUUUCAUUUCAGGUAUUGAAUGUACAUGUAAUAUAACUGCAGUAUAAAAAGAUGAUUUGUAACAACUCAAAAAUGUGCUUUUUCCAUACCAAGUGUGAUUAUAGUAGUUUUUUCUAAGUCCUCAUAAAGGUACAGAACUAGUCGUCAGCUGACAUAUUUGUACCACUGAAAUAUCAGUACUUCAAAUACAAUUCAAAGACUAUGCUCUGUCUAUAUUGUUGAAGAUGGUGUUGAAUAAAAACUUUAAAUGAU
Lepisosteus oculatus (spotted gar) is the source of this 5529-nucleotide messenger RNA. RefSeq names its product pygopus family PHD finger 1 (gene pygo1). Lineage: Eukaryota; Metazoa; Chordata; Actinopteri; Semionotiformes; Lepisosteidae. The record is from RefSeq and is a predicted model, not a curated record.